Molecule: messenger RNA, 1092 nt
Organism: Trametes versicolor FP-101664 SS1
Lineage: Eukaryota; Fungi; Basidiomycota; Agaricomycetes; Polyporales; Polyporaceae
Exons: 7
Coding region: 138-974 (278 amino acids)
Source: RefSeq, a predicted model, not a curated record
CCCGCCACCACUCGCCAACGCUUUCAAGCCGUGUCCAGAAGUAGCGCAGCGUUCCGCCUAAAACGUUGCAGGGUGUAUUGUGCCUUUUGGUGCUCCCGAAACCAAUCGUUGUAGCGUUCACUGUAGUCGUGUGAGCCAUGCCUGCAAAUCGCGCGGCGGAAAACGCCCUCGGAACGAUCGGUACCAUUUGCUGGACCUUGCAACUUCUUCCGCAAAUAUGGUAUAGCUACCGGACGAAAUCCACAGAAGGACUGUCGGAGUGGCUCAUGUUUGCAUGGGGCAUGGCCGGCAUAUUCUUGGGAACGUAUUCGGUAGUUCAGAACCUGAACAUACCUCUGAUCUUGCAGCCGCAGCUGUUCGGCGUCCUUUCGUUCGUAUCGUGGGCGCAGUGCCAGUACUAUGGUCGUAAACGAUCAAAAGCCACAGCCAUUGCGAUGUACGUCGCAGCUGUAGCAAUAUUCGCCGGCUUCGAAGUCGGGAUGAUCUUCGCCAUCUUCCCGUCGUAUAGGGCAGGGAACAUGGCGCCCGUUCGGUUCUUCGGCAUAUUCAGCACGAUAUUGAUUUCUGGUGCGCUUCUCCCGCAGUACUACGAAAUAUACAAACACAAAGAAGUCAUCGGCAUCUCGCUCAUUUUCAUGAGCGUCGAUCUCUUGGGUGGCGUAUUCAAUGAUCUCUCGCUUGCAUUCAAGGACGAGUUCGACAUCGUGGCCGGAGUCACCUAUUCCCUCGUGGUGCUCCUCGACGGCAUCGUCAUUCUCUGCGCGUUUAUUCUCAACCCAUUGGCGCGGCGUCGUCGAAAGAGACUCGCCGCUGCUGAAAGCGCCGCCAGCGCGGACGUUGUACAGGCCCCGGUCGAGCCGAUAGGUGACCUCGCGAACGAAAAGCCUCCCGAAGUCUCUGUCUCACAGUCAGCGGGCUCCGGCACUGUCCACGACAAAGAAAAGUCUGCGGAAGUCCGAUGUAGGGAAGUUUAGAGUCGGGUUAGAAGAUACAGGGAUGGUGAUGUGUGGGGCCGGUUUCCUUGCAUCACGCUCAUAACUACAUUCACGCGUAUGGGAAAAGAAUAACGAUUACGUCUCUAACGAUGCUCAC